GGGUUGGUGCCACCGGACCCGUGGCAGGUUACCGGGCCAGGGCCGAGCGUCUUUGCUAGACGCUGGAGACGUUUUUAAAGUGCUGCUGGGCUGGGGGUUCUGGCCCGCGUGUUUAGUUGGGGCCAGGCCGCCCCCUUCCUGUCUUUGCCCCACUCAGGGGCCCUGUGCAGGCCGUCAAAUGGAGCCCUUGCAGACAGCCAGCCCGGGUGGCAGGCUGUGUCACAUCCAGGAGCGUGUCCACCUGCCUCUGUGCAAAGGCUGGUCUCCAUAGAGUGUUUUCUCCCAAAAGUCUUGGGUCGUAUUAGAAGAGGAGCCCUACCAGAAGCACAGGGGGGGUCCCUCAGUCUCUGGGUUUCACUUUCACAUGUCCGGAAGGCCCUUUACUCUUCCCGCUGGUCGAGGGUGGCUACAGGAGAGGUGCGGAGCUCUGCCUCUCCUGGGCCUGUGUUCUCUGGGGAUUAGGGAUGGCUUUUAUUUCUCCGAUACUAGGCUUCAGGAUUGUCUCCUUGCCCUGUCCGUUUUGGUCUGGCCGAGAUCCACCUGGGGGACGAGGUGGGCAGUCAGUGUGGAGUUCUGCCCCAGCCACGCUCAGUCAGCAUGAUUUCCCCCUCCGUUGGCCAGAGAUGGUACAAGGCCUGCAGGGUGGGCAGCGGUACUGACUGUCGUAACCAAAGGCCACUGGGGCCGCUGUUGAGGAACACUGAGAAUGUUCCAAGGCCUGGCAGGAGAUUGUCCAAAAGCCUGGCUGCAGGCAGUCACCCAGCUCCCCUCCAUCUGUGAGGGCAUCGACCACAGGAAGGCUUUGCUUUGGCAUCGUGCAUUCUGUGCAACUGGCCCCAGAGUGUCUUGCUUUGACGCUUGGCCAGUUAGAUGGGGAGGGUGGAUGUGGUGCUGACCUUCUUGGCAUUUGGCAGCCCCACGGACUUGAACAGUGCCCCGGCCGGGCUGCUGAUUGGCCAGCUAUGUCCGUAGGGGACUCCGUAAUUCACUGGGAGGAUCUGAGCAGUGCUCCAGCCUUGUGUGGGACCUGGCUGUCAGACCACACGGCCGCCUUGUUGGCGAUGUAAGUAAGAUGUUUCCAGAUUCCUCGAGAGGUAGACUCUCCAGUGUGCCUCCGACAGGAUUUGUGGGUGGCCGUGGGACCCGCAUGCACCUGCCGAUGGCCUGGGUGAUACUGCAUGAAGGUUCCUCUAGAGCCGGAGCCCUGGCUCUGUGGUGGUCAAAGUGAGAGAGGCACUCACUGGGCCUGUUUCCCCGGUUUCUCUGCAGCUCUCUGGCUGCAUCCACAGAAGUCUGAUGAAACAUGAUGAAAGCUCGAGACAAGGAUUGAAUGCACCUGACCGAGAGCACCUAGUGGCUGUGCAGAGACCUCUAGCUGAGUGAUUCAUGACGCCUCGUUUUCAUUUCUCAUUCUUGAAGCCAAGCUCUGGGGUCUCAAGCACUCCCAGCAAAGCAUCCUGACUUUCUAGCAAGAGGAUGUGGUUACAUUUUUCUUUUCGCUUCUUUCUCUCUUAAAAAAAAAAAAAAAAAAUCACGUGGUUCCUAGAUGGUGGUUUUUGGUAGCUUGCUUUGGUACCAUUACCAGGUGACAAGUUAAGCCCCUUCUUGGCUGGAAUCUUUGUCAUUUCUAAUAAGGUUCAGAAUCAGUGAACGAAUCCUAGUUGGGGCUUUGAUGUUGCUGUUAUUUUUCUGUUAGAAAAAGGAAUGUCUGUUUUGCAUUUGGCUGUGAACGGAGCUUAGGAACCAUUCAAAUGCUCUUCUGUUCUUUGCCUUGUUAUCAGCAAUGAUACCACCUUUCAUUUGUAUAGAACUUUAGCAGAAAUACUCUUGCAUUUGUAAUCUCAUUGUGCGGCCCCGCAGCAACCCCGUGAGAAUGUGGGGCAGCUUCAUUAUCUUCCUGUGGUAAAGGAUGGCCGUUCAAGGAGGGAUAAUUUGACUGAGGUCAUUCAGUCUGGUCUGAACCAAAGGAUCAUUUGAAUGGAGAGCCUUGGUCUAUAGCCUCCCAAAGCACCUUCCACUGCCCCUUCUCACGGAAGGCCAGUCCGUUUGCGAUAAUGGCACGGUCUCCUGCUCUGUGCCAGUUUUAAGGUACGGUUGUGAUUUAUGUCUGUGCUCUUAGUGUUUUGGAAGUGGAGGGGAUUGCUCAAUUCUGGCAGGGCGACAUUUUUUGCUAUGCAAAGAACACUGUGCAGAAACACUUUUGUGUAGUUGUGCAGGGCUUGGGUUACUCGCUCUUACUGAAACCAAGAGCACUGCCACGGGGCCCAGAGACAACAGCUGUUUGCAGGAGCCCCGUGCUGUAAGGGAGCAGGUGCCUGGAGCGGCGGAGUUAACUCAGAACAUACACGGAUCUGCCCUGCCUGAGAGCCUUGCGGGUUAGGGUGAUACAGUGGCAAAGUGUACAUGUCUUUCUGAAUUUUAAAAUAGAGCCACUUCCCAUCAGGAAAGUAUGUGUACAUCAUAGCAGAUAGUUUAAAAAUCGUUUGUCCCGCCAAACGGAAAACAGUCUGCAUCUCAGAGACCAUCCAGCUAGGCCUACCCCCACCCCAACCCCUGUGUGUACGUACACAACAUUGGAUUCAUAAUGUCAGAGCUUCCUGGUGAACGUAUUGGGAGCACUUUCCACUGUUACGAGAAACUUUGGAGAGACAGUUUCUUGGAGUGAUAAUCCAGCACUUGGCUGUGCCAUCAUUUAUUUAAAAAUUUCCUGCUUUUUUUUUUUCUUUUCUUUUUGGCGUUUUCAGGAAUUUUUGCUGUUGGCGUGAGGACUGGCCUUGUCAAAGGGAAUGAUGUGUAGCUAAUGUCCAUUCAAAGCUCAUUUCAAAGUGAUCAUGCCUUUGUGAAUAGCCAGGAAUGGACAUUGAGUCGAUCGGUCCCGGAGCUCAAAGUGGGAAUCGUGGGUAACCUGGCCAGCGGAAAGUCGGCCCUGGUGCACCGGUAUCUGACCGGCACAUACGUCCAGGAGGAGUCUCCCGAAGAUAUGGACGCAGGUGGCAGAUUCAAGAAAGAAAUCGUUGUUGACGGACAGAGCUAUCUGCUGCUGAUUAGAGAUGAAGGGGGCCCCCCAGAGGCACAGUUUGCCAUGUGGGUGGACGCUGUUAUAUUUGUCUUCAGCUUAGAGGAUGAGAUCAGCUUCCAGACUGUUUACCACUACUACAGUCGGAUGGCCACCUACCGGAACACGAGCGAGAUCCCUCUGGUUCUCGUGGGGACCCAGGAUGCCAUAAGUUCCACGAACCCGCGGGUCAUCGACGACGCUAGGGCGCGGAAGCUGUCCAGCGACCUGAAGAGGUGCACGUACUACGAGACGUGCGCCACGUACGGGCUGAACGUGGAGCGCGUCUUCCAGGACGUUGCCCAGAAGAUUGUGGCCACAAGGAAGAAGCAGCAGCUGUCCAUAGGGCCCUGCAAGUCGCUGCCCAACUCCCCAAGCCACUCGUCUGUCUGUUCCGCACAGGUGUCCGCCGUGCACAUAAGCCAGACGAGUAACGGAGGCGGGAGCUUAAGCGACUAUUCCUCCUCCGUCCCGUCGACGCCGAGCACCAGCCAGAAGGAGCUUCGAAUCGACGUCCCUCCCACGGCCAACACGCCCACACCCGUCCGGAAGCAGUCCAAGCGCCGGUCCAACCUUUUCACCUCUCGGAAAGGGAGUGACCCAGACAAAGAGAAGAAAGGCCUGGAGGGCCGAGCAGACAGCAUCGGGAGCGGUCGAGCCAUCCCAAUUAAACAGGGCAUGCUGCUGAAGCGAAGCGGCAAAUCUUUGAACAAGGAGUGGAAGAAGAAAUACGUCACCCUGUGUGACAACGGCGUGCUGACCUAUCACCCAAGUUUACAUGAUUACAUGCAGAAUGUUCAUGGUAAAGAGAUUGAUCUUCUGAGAACCACUGUGAAAGUCCCAGGGAAGAGGCCACCCCGAGCCACGUCGGCCUGUGCGCCCAUCUCCAGCCCUAAAACCAAUGGCCUGUCCAAGGACAUGAGCAGUUUACACAUCUCCCCAAAUUCAGGGAAUGUCACUAGUGCGUCUGGGUCUCAGAUGGCAAGCGGCAUCAGCCUGGGCUCCUUCAGCAGCCGGCCGGACAGCAUGCAGCAACGCUCCUACUCUGUCUGCAGUGCCGACCAGUGGAGUGAGGCUACGGUCAUUGCAAACUCGGCCAUCAGCAGUGACACGGGGCUGGGCGACUCCGUGUGCUCCAGCCCAAGUAUCUCCAGCACCACCAGCCCCAAGCUCGACCCGCCCCCCUCCCCUCACGCCAACAGAAAGAAGCACCGAAGGAAGAAAAGUACCAGCAACUUCAAGGCCGAUGGUCUCUCCAGCACUGCUGAAGCCAAGCGCAAGGCAUGGAAACUAAACCGUGUUGGUAGCCUGCGAAAUAUAUACAGCAGCAGCGGCACCAACACCGAAGAACAAGAAGAAAACUUUGAGUUUAUCAUCGUGUCCCUCACUGGCCAGACGUGGCACUUUGAAGCCACCACUUAUGAAGAGCGAGAUGCGUGGGUCCAGGCCAUCGAGAGCCAGAUCCUAGCCAGCUUACAGUCCUGUGAGAGCAGCAAGAAUAAGUCCCGACUGACGAGCCAGAGUGAGGCCAUGGCCUUGCAGUCGAUACGAAACAUCCGAGGGAACUCCCACUGUGUGGACUGCGAGACCCAGAAUCCUAACUGGGCCAGUUUGAACCUGGGAGCCCUCAUGUGCAUCGAGUGCUCGGGGAUCCACCGGAACCUAGGCACCCACCUUUCUCGAGUCCGGUCUCUGGACCUCGACGACUGGCCCAUCGAGCUCAUCAAGGUGAUGUCAUCCAUCGGGAAUGAGUUGGCCAACAGCGUCUGGGAGGAGAGUAGCCAGGGGCGGACGAAGCCCUCGCUGGACUCCACAAGGGAAGAGAAGGAGCGGUGGAUCCGGGCCAAGUACGAACAGAAGCUCUUCCUGGCCCCGCUGCCCUGCACGGAGCUGUCCCUGGGCCAGCACCUGCUGCGGGCCACCGCCGACGAGGACCUGCGGGCCGUCAUCCUGCUGCUGGCUCACGGCUCCCGGGACGAGGUGAACGAGACGUGUGGAGAGGGGGACGGCCGCACCGCGCUGCACCUGGCAUGCCGGAAGGGGAACGUGGUCCUGGCGCAGCUCCUGAUCUGGUACGGGGUGGACGUCAUGGCCCGCGACGCCCACGGGAACACGGCGCUGGCCUACGCCCGGCAGGCGUCCAGCCAGGAGUGCAUCGACGUCCUGCUGCAGUACGGCUGCCCGGACGAGCGCUUCGUGCUCAUGGCCACCCCCAACCUGUCCAGGAAGAACAAUAAUCGCAACAACAGCAGCGGGCGGGUGCCCACCAUCAUCUGAGGACCGCCGGGCCCCCGCAGCCUCGCGCCCUCGCCCAGAAGUCACGACACGUGAGUCCCGUCGCGUCCCCACUCCUCCUGGCGGUCAGCCGCCCACCCGCCCUCACCCCGCGCGCAAUCACAAAAGCCUGACCGUCCUCACGGGGGCGCAGCGGAGGCCGCGAGGCUGCAGGACCGACUCCUUCCCCCCCCCCCCCGAACUCCCCCGCACCCCCCGCGACGAGCAGGGGCUGCCCGGGGGGGCCUUGGUUUCUUGAUAGCACACCGCGAGGUCCCCCGGCCCGGCGGCCUGUGGACACAGAGCACGGCACAAGGGACGGGGACGAGGGGGGGAGGGGAGGCGAGGAGCAAGGAGAAGGGUAACUCUCAACUGGCAGUUAAGCACAUCAGUACAUUUCACCUCUACCAAACGGAACACUCGGAUUUCAUCUCUUCUCCGAGGAGCUUGACGGCAUAAAUCAGAAGCAGGCAGAGUUUGUCAGGUUUGAAGCCCCUAUGAUGGUAUGUGUCAAAUCAGUUGUAGCUAAUCUGUCCGGGGAGAAUACUGGCUUCAUUACACUUGUAUAGUAGAGUUCUUCCAGCAUUACCGCUGUUUAAUAGAACAUGAUUAGUCAUCACCGAGAAAAAAGCAUAUUAGCCGAGGAGGUAGUCACACAGCACGCUCGGAUGCUUGCCACGAUGUGAUUGCAAUACUUCUUAGAAGCAUCAUAUCAUCUCAGACAUGUUCUUUCGAGCCCUUGGAGCCCUUCUUUCUAAAUUCACUGUCAUAAUUUAGUAUCUGUUUAAUUUUUCAGUCCAAAGAGAGGAAAUCAGUUGCUGAGUAUUAUUUGACUGCCGUCGCUCUCCUUGGUGCAAAAACAAAAUGGAAAAAAUAAAUAAGGGUAACUCGGAAAUGCAAAAGGAAAUCACGGAUCCAAGCUAAUAAUAACACUUCGAAUACACGUAGUGAACUAACCGAAGGCAUAAAAGGCUAUUUUUUUUUCUUUUUUUUUUUCUUUUUUUUUUUUUUUUUUUUUUCCCCAAACGGCAGAGGUCUUUUACUUCCUUUUGCCAAGGUGGAGGUCUUGGGUCUCAGUCACUCCUGGGCCACGCCGGAGUAUCACCCAGGCUUCUGUGUUAUGUCUUUAGAUAAGAUUGUGAAAAUCUAUUUGAAUAAAAGAAGUUCAUAAAUAUGCAUUGAUUUUUGUACAGACAAAUGUCACCUCUGUUAAUUUAUAAACUGAACUAGACGUGAACUAAUAAUGUGCAACUAGUUGAGAUGAGAGGGUUACAGAUCAUUGUACAUGGAAAACACUCCCAGCAGCAAACACUUCCAUUAAUGUGAUAGACAGCUUUGAAAAAGGAACACAUCAGAAGAAGAUAGUAGUACAAUUUGCUUAUUAAAAUUGAGAAAGGGGGAAAAAAAAAAAAACCAGACACUGAAGCGUUUUAGAGAAGAGGAAGGCGGCAUGUGAUUUCUCAUCAUUUCGAUCUGAUGGCACUUCCGCCGACCCAGAGGAGGGGCCGUGGCAAAGCAGGGGGCGACUUUGCGAAUCCCAGACCCACGUGCUCUGCACAGGCAGGUCACGACCGGCCGCCCACGGCUCUGUGGCACCUGCCGGCCGGCGAGAAUCACUAAGGCUUAACUUGGCGGCCAGGCUGACCGUUUGGGUUAUCAGCACGUCCCCUGGUCUGCCGUCACUGUGUGCCAUCGGGGCUGCUUUCAGACGUUAGCCACCUUCAACGUGGCCAGAUUGUGACACCCUGGGUUAAAAAGGAAAGGGGCAGCUUUGCCUGGAGCGCUUUAGCAGUAUGUGGGAGGAGAGGGUCGUCCAAUGGGAAGGCGCCUCUGGGCUGCUGUAGCACAGAAACCAAGGCCACGCUAGGCCAGUGGCCGCCCCCCACCCCCCCCACCCCGGGGAAGUCCCCUGCUCUCAUAUAUGAAACCUUCUAUUUUGUAAGAGUUUUCCCUCUUCUUUCACUUUAAAAAAAAAAAACACAAUUCAAGUAGGUGGGGAAAAAAUAAAGCUUUACACAGAAUUUAUAUGUGGGUCAGUGUUUCAGGGACAUUUGUAACCUUGCUUCCUCUGCGUGGAGCCCAGCGGGCUCCAGGAACGAUAGGUUCAGAAGGCUGAGAGCCCUGGCCACAGGUCCCUGCUCCUCCCCCUGGUUUUUAAUUCUGUGUUUCAUCACUGUGUAGUUAUUUUAAAUGUGAAUAGGGGAAAAAAAUGUCACUGCCUAUUUUUGAAGAACUCAUUACUGUUCUAUUCCACCUGGACACAUUCUCCUCCGCACAGCCUUUAGCGUAGACUUCACGUAGUAAACGCAGAUAUAGUAUAAAUGAAAUUCUUAAAUUAUUUCACUGUAGUUAAUUCCCACUAUAGGAACGCCCUAUCAUAUAGCGAAGCCUCGUUUUGAAAAGAAACAGAAUUCCUUCUAAGGCUUCUCUUUGAGAUGUAUAUGAGUGUGUACAUAUUAUUAUAUGUGUUUAUAAUAUAAUAUUUUCCCAAAUGACUCCUUUUUUCACUUAGCCUUUCACGACCUGAAUGCUAGACCGGGUUCCCCCCACCUCCCCCACCGCACCCCUUCCC
This is a messenger RNA of Acinonyx jubatus (cheetah), 7901 nucleotides long. RefSeq names its product ArfGAP with GTPase domain, ankyrin repeat and PH domain 1 (gene AGAP1). Gene Ontology annotation, cellular component: nucleus. The record is from RefSeq and is a predicted model, not a curated record. Lineage: Eukaryota; Metazoa; Chordata; Mammalia; Carnivora; Felidae. Bases 2801 to 5332 code for a protein of 843 amino acids. The transcript has 20 exons. Gene Ontology annotation, molecular function: GTP binding; protein binding; GTPase activator activity.